Messenger RNA from Hemibagrus wyckioides, 3252 nucleotides. It is a transcript of the gene rps6kl1, whose product is annotated as ribosomal protein S6 kinase-like 1. Bases 508 to 2661 code for a protein of 717 amino acids. The record is from RefSeq and is a predicted model, not a curated record. Gene Ontology annotation, biological process: protein phosphorylation. The transcript is spliced from 13 exons. NCBI's taxonomy places the organism in Eukaryota, Metazoa, Chordata, Actinopteri, Siluriformes, Bagridae. Gene Ontology annotation, molecular function: ATP binding; protein kinase activity.
UUCCUCUCCUCCAGUCGGUGCUGUCUGCGCGAGCCUCCGCUACACACGGGCCCGACACUGCGGAGGCGCGCGCGCACGGCAAGGAAGCCCUUUACAUUAGGUGACUCAGGUAUGGCCAGACAGAGCAGAGAGAGGGAUUAAAUGGCUGUGCUUCAUCAUGAUGUCUUUGUGUGACGGCGUUCAAGUGCAAAGAUGGUUCGUACAGAGCGGUAGAACGGGAUUGAAGCCAAAGUCCAGUUGGCUUUAAAACACGGUUACAUGGAUGAUUCACUCACUGCAGCUUUAAAUGAAAUUGAAGUCAUGUACACAUUUUACUCCAUAUAGCAGAGGGAUAAGGAAGAAGGAAGCAAUCGGUGGAACCCUGGUGUGUGAGAGAAGCUGAUGAAAAUGGUGAAGGAAUGGUUAUGUCCCAGACAUGCAGCUCAUCCGUGUAAUUGUGCCGCAAAUGAAUGGUCUCUGUGGACUCUCGUUCCAUCAGGACUGCAGCACAGUUAACCCUAGUCAGACAUGGCUAAAAGAGACUAUCUGGUGGAUGCGGCCAAGCAAAUCCGCAUGGCCCUGGACAGAGAAGUCAACGAGGACUACGAAGCUGCAUUUAGCUACUAUAAGAAUGGUGUGGACCUGCUGCUAAAUGGAGUUCAAGUGGAUCCAAAUAAAGAGAGACGUGAGGCUGUGAAGCGGAAAACCACUCAGUAUCUGAAGAGAGCGGAGGAGAUCUUUAACUCUCAUCUACAGAACAACUUCGGCAAAGACACCACACAGUUAGGGGGUUACAGCAGCCUAAGGUUCAGGUCUAUCAGACAUCUGAGCUCACCUGUGGAGGACCUGGAGAUGUGUAAAGUGGUGGGGAUUAUUGAUAAGGUCCUGACUGUCCAAAACCUGAUUAGCAAGGAGACGUUUGUGAUUAAGAGCCUGCCUAAGUCCAGCUGGGAGAAUCGAGAGCGUUCUACCAUCAUCCCCCAGGGUGUCCCGUUCAUGGUGAAGUUACUGAGGUACUACGUCAGCGAGGACUCUGUGUUCCUGCAUCUAGAACAUGUUCAAGGUGGAAGGCUUUUCUCCAAACUGCACCGGGUCAGGAGUGAGCUAGCCAGAGAACAUCCAGACUGCUCCACCCCCAACCAGCACAAGUUCCAGCUAAAGAACAGCUACACCUCACCUGCUCUCACCCAGCUGUACCACAUGAAUGGAGAACACCACCAGGGAACACCUAUAUUACCUGAGAGGGAGAAUUUAGAUAUCUUAGAAACGGACGGUGGACUGUCUCUAUGGAAUGAGACCGAGCGGCAGCUCGACAGCUAUAGCACACACUCGUACUGUGAGGAAACAGGAUGCCUGCAGAAUUCCCGGUCGGAAAAAGCUGAAUUCCAGCAAGGGCAGUCCUCUCACCCUUAUGCAAUAAGGACAGAUUCCAUUUCCAGUUUUAGCACUGGUCCGCAAGAUUGUCUUCUUUCUCAGGAAAGUUUUCCACUUCCUGUUCAUCCCUGUGUGAUUGUGGACACUCGAGAUCCACUUAGUGUCACAACCGAUCUUUUAGGAAACGACGUCCAUAUUGAGCGGAUCGACUCAAGCUUAGAUUUUGAUAAAGUAUGGACUGGCAUACCGGCUCAGGAACAGUGUUUAACAGGAUACAGGUCAAAUCCAGACAUUCUAGGAAUCAACAGAGCACCUCAGAUCACACUGAGCUCUUUAUUUGAUGCCACACAGCCAACCCUGUGUAGCACAGUUAACAUCCUUCCACAGAAAGUUCGUAUAGUUCCCAACACCCUGCCAUUAUCCUCACAGAACCAAAAACAUAAUGACAUUACUCAGAACAAAACGAGUAAUUCUGACAGUUCCCAGUAUACGGUAAGUUUAAGCUCAGGAAAUUCCCUACCGGGUACAGAGUACUGCAAUGGAACACGAUCUACUGUGGAAAACAAACUUCUGAGACCUUUCGCCUUAGACUUCAUGACAACAGCUCCUCAGGUGAACAAUACUGUGGAGAUUGGAGAAGAGAAUUGGGAAAUCCUUAGCCCACGUUACUCAGAUAAAACACCAGAUCCUUUGUUCAGGCCUCGCUCUUCUCAAGAGGAGCAGCUUAUAGAAGUUGACGGCUGGUGUCACUUGCCUCAGUUUAGGCCGAGGAGCCACACUGUGAAGCAACAACCUGUUCGAUGGGGUCUUCCUGAAGUAGAGGUGAGAAUGUGGGGAGCACAGAUCCUGUUGGCUCUUGAGAGUCUUCAUGAGCAAGGCAUCGUGUGCCAGGACCUCAACCCCAGGAACAUCCUGCUCAAUAGCAAUGGAAAUGUGUGCCUGACUUACUUUGGACAGUGGACUGAGGUUCAGUCAGAAGUUAGUCCUAAAGCUAUGGAUGAAAUGUACUGUGCACCAGAGAUUGGGGGCGUAUCCAAAAUCACAGAGGCGUGUGACUGGUGGAGUCUGGGAGCUUUACUGUUUGAACUUCUUACUGGAAUGCCUCUGUGGCAGUGUCAUCCUGCUGGCGUCCAUCCACACACACAGCUACGUAUUCCAGACCACUUGAGCACUGCAGCUGCCUCGCUACUCACAGAGCUCCUUCAGUAUGAUGCUGGCUAUCGACUGGGCUCUGGAGGUGGAGGUGUGAGCGACAUUAAGUACCACCCCUUUUUUCACUCUGUUCCUUGGCACACACUGGCCAGUUAAAUGAUACAGGGUCUGUUACACUGGCCAGUAAAAGGACACGGGGUCUGCUACAUGAAACGCCCAACACCAGAGGUUCAUGAGAAAUCCACAUUCAAAGAAAAGCCUUUACUGCCCCCUGCUGGUGUAGGAAACAAGGAGCAUCUCCAAAACAUCAACUGAACAUGGGGGGGGGGAGAACUAUCCAGUUUAAUUACAGCAAUUAACAUUUAAAACACUUCUGACUAAAAUAACAGACAUGUUUUCAGUCCCUUCUGUAAAAAUGAACUAAUUACUGGAACUUACAGCACAUGUAUGGGGUUAUUUUAAACACAUAUACCUACAUCUCAGGCAUCAAAUUAUUGCUGCACCUCUGUAUGGCAGAUGUACAAGUGAUAUGCAAUAUUAACAUUACUUCUGAUCAUGUGUAUCAAGCAUGCAAUGUAAAGAUCAGUCCAUUUUUCCAGUACAGGUUUUAAUACUUUCGACAGUCAUGUCAAACAUUUGUGCCUCAAACGAUUACGGUCUGCAUUACGAAUAAUUUUUAUGCUCGAGACGAGCUACCUACAUUUUUAACCAAAGCGAAAGAAAUAAUUAAAAAAAACAACAACCCUG